Anopheles nili is the source of this 699-nucleotide messenger RNA. RefSeq names its product pro-resilin-like. The record is from RefSeq and is a predicted model, not a curated record. Bases 1 to 699 code for a protein of 232 amino acids. The transcript is spliced from 2 exons. NCBI's taxonomy places the organism in Eukaryota, Metazoa, Arthropoda, Insecta, Diptera, Culicidae.
AUGAACAGCUUUGCCGUGUUUCUGGCGAUCGCCUCUUUGGCGGCUGUGGCCGUCGCUGAGCCACCAUCCCCGUACAGCUACAACCGGCCUUCUGGUGGCCAUGGAGGUGGCUACAGCCAAGGAGGCAGCAGUGGCGGUUAUAGCCAUGGAGGUAGCAGCGGUGGUGGUGGUUACAGCCAUGGAGGUGGCGGAUACUCGAAUGGAGGAGGAUACGCACCGAGCGUCAGCAGUUUCUCGAGUUCGUCCUCCUUCACGACCGGCGGUGGCGGUUAUCAGGCCGUUCCGGCCGGCGUUCAGACCUCCGAGGGUUUGAACGUUGACCCGCAGCUGUUGAACGAGAUCCGUCAGAUUCUGCUGCGUGAGGAAAGCCAAUCGUCCUCCUCGUCCGGUGGUUUCGGAGGAUAUCCGUCGGCUCCGUCGAGCAGCUACGGUGCUCCAUCGGGUUCGUAUGGACCGCCUUCGUCGCAGUAUGGUGCUCCUGCCGGUGGAUAUUCGACCCGUGUCGUUGGCAUUGACCUCGAAGGAGUUAAGCAGGCGAUCCAGGUGGCACAGUUCCUGCAGAGUUCGUCCGCUUCGGUCCCGUCUGGCUCGUACGGUGCCCCAUCGGCUCCGUCUGGCUCGUACGGUGCUCCAUCGGCACCGUCCGGUUCGUACGGUGCUCCGUCGCGUCCGUCCAGCACGUACGGUGCUCCUUUCUAA